This is a messenger RNA of Caenorhabditis briggsae, 1356 nucleotides long. The annotation marks the transcript as partial. The record is from RefSeq and is a predicted model, not a curated record. Gene Ontology annotation, molecular function: hydrolase activity. The transcript has 9 exons. NCBI's taxonomy places the organism in Eukaryota, Metazoa, Nematoda, Chromadorea, Rhabditida, Rhabditidae.
AUGUCUUCGGAAUUGUUCCAGAUGAGCAUUGAACGGUUUCUGGUGUUCGGCUCGGUUAUUGCCUGGUGUGUGCUGAGCUAUUGUACUGCGUUUUGGGUAGAAUCCGUCGAUGGGUACCUCGUUGGAAAUCGACGUCGCGUCAUCGCAAUGUGGAGAAUUCAGUGCAUCCUAACCGUGCUGAACGUCUUCGCCUACGGUCAGCUGAUGCGAUGGUUCGACGAUGACGCGGCCAGGGAGAAGGUUCAGGAUCGUCGACAAAUGCAGUUCUUCCGAAAACGAUGCUCAGAUUUCCUACUGGUAUUCCUAUUCCUCGGCCAAGCCGUCUAUUUCAUGUACUACGCUCCUGGAUUUUUGCAAUGGCUCCUGUUUGAUCUCACAUCGAUAUGCGCCGGUAUUUGGACCAAUAUGAUUGCGUUCGUCUGUGGAUUUGGCCUAGUAAACCUGUUUGCCGGAAAAAUGAAGCUUUUCCCGUAUACCGCCCGGAUUUUGGAUUUGAUCGGAAAAGUACCAUAUUUGCAUGAUCUCAUGUGGAAGCGACGAUCUCAGAUCAAAUUCACUCUAAUCAUCACUCUGAUCCUCUCCGUCUCAAUGUAUCUCUCCAGGGACUGGAUUGUUGUCAAGCACAAGACGAUCAAAAUCAAAAAUUUCACCGCAGACGGAAAUCGCCUGAAAUUGGCUGUAAUUUCGGAUCUACACGCUGGCGCAUCGGUCUAUUCUGAGCAAAUUCAUCAUGUCGUCGAGAAGGUUCUCGAAAAUCCGGUCGACGCGAUUUUGAUUGUUGGAGAUAUGGUUGACGCGCCCGUUGAGGAGAUUGCCGACCGAGUUACGCCGAUUUUACAACUGCCAGUACACGCGCCUACCUAUUUCGUCACUGGAAACCACGAAUAUUACUAUGGAGACGUUCACGAGUGGCUGAGAUUCUAUGAGCACGGACAUAUUACGGUGCUGGAGAAUGAAUCCGCAAUGGUCAAAGGAAUCUGUCUGGCCGGUGUCAACGACAUUUCCAGUCCGAAAUCUGGAAUUCUGAAUCACGAUAUGGACCUUCCGAAGGCGACGCAACGUUGUCCGAAGAAUACGUCGCAGAUUUUGAUGGCACAUAAUCCGGCGUCGAUUAGAGAGUUUCUCGUGGAUCAUCCACAAGAGCUCUCAAAAGUGGACUUAAUCCUAUCGGGACACACGCACGCCGGCCAAUUUUAUGUCGUCCUCCCCGUGGUUUGGUUCUCGCUACCGUAUCUCUGGGGACUGUACGAAAUUCCAUUCGGCGGACAGCUAAUGGUCACCGCCGGCUCAUUAUACCAGGGACCGCCCAUGAAAAUGGUCGGAUUUUCAGAAGUCUGGAUUUUGGACCUGGUUGGG